Molecule: messenger RNA, 390 nt
Organism: Daldinia caldariorum
Lineage: Eukaryota; Fungi; Ascomycota; Sordariomycetes; Xylariales; Hypoxylaceae
Exons: 2
Coding region: 1-390 (129 amino acids)
Biological process (GO): negative regulation of apoptotic process; protein stabilization
Source: RefSeq, a predicted model, not a curated record
AUGGCAGAGCCGCAACCGAAAAACUUACAAGAGGGCGCAUCCGGUGAUGUCGAAGAUGAAGUCCAAGCUACCGCCAAGUCGGCCGAAGAUCGAAAAGCUGCGGCUGCUAUGGCAAGCCUCGAUACCCGCGGAGACGAUGCCACGUCGUCGAAUGCUGUCGACCAGGAAGCCGUAAGCAAGGCCAUGAAGAGUCUUGGGAGUGGUUCUUCCUCUGCGGGUGCCGCUAAGGAUAUCAAGAAAGUCAAGGUUGACGCUGCCGACGUUGCGUUGCUAAUCGCGGUGCGAUUCAAGGUCGAUGAGCUAGACCUUUCCAAAGCAAAGGCUACCGAGCUGCUUAAAGCGCACGACGGUGACGCAGUUCUCGCUAUGAAGGCUUUUAUCGCUACGUGA